Angiostrongylus costaricensis is the source of this 699-nucleotide messenger RNA. NCBI's taxonomy places the organism in Eukaryota, Metazoa, Nematoda, Chromadorea, Rhabditida, Metastrongylidae. The record is from the annotation of a GenBank genome assembly.
AUGGAGCCGAAUGGUUCGUGGACUUUGCUGACCAGUGGUGUUACGAACGAUACCUGGCAGUCGAGGCCUCCGAUAAAACACGCCGGACUGCUGCUUAUCGCGAUUCCGGUGGUGACGAUCCUCGGCAAUCUGCUCGUUAUCGUGUCGGUGCUUCGCUACCGUGCGCUUCAGACCGCCAUCAACUUCCUCAUUCUCGGCCUGGCUGUCGCUGAUCUCCUGGUCGCCCUCUUCGUCAUGCCGUAUGCCGUCUAUGUACACGUGCAACGAGGUGAAUGGUACAUUGGCAAUCUAAUGUGUGACAUCUAUAUGGCGUCAGAUGUGGCGUGUAGCACAGCGUCCAUACUUCUUCUUGCUAUUAUCAGUUUUGAUAGGUACCGGGCAGUGUCGCGUCCGAUUCAGUAUUCUCGACAGUCGCAGAAUAUUCGGCGAGUGCUGGCGAUGAUUGGCGCCUCAUGGAUUGUUUCUCUACUGGUUGCCAGCCCAAUGGUUUUCGGUGUGAAUGUACGCCCACCGGACGCAAACUCUUACGAGUGUCGCUUUUAUAACGCCGAGUUCUCGAUCGGCUCAUCCAUCAUAUCGUUCAUCAUUCCUUGUAUCCUCGUGUUAUUCGUCUAUGUUCGUAUUCUUAUUACUCUGAAAAAGCGGGAAAAAGCCGCUAGAUUACGUCGCAUGAAGAACUUCCAACCUGGAGCGAGGUAA